AUGGACGCCCGGUCGAGAGAUGAGAGCCUACUGCAGGCUCGAGCAGGUGCAAGUGAUGGCUCAACAACUUCACAGCCUGGGAUUCCGACAGCAGGACAACCCAAAGUGCAACAGCCCAAGCCUCAAGCACUUCCCAACCGCUCAGGACCGUCGGCCAUCCUAGUGUCGACACGUCAAAAGGGCAACCCUAUCUUGAAUCACAUCAAGCUUCUGCCAUGGGAAUUCGCCGAUAUUCCGGCCGACUAUGUGGUCGGAACCACCACUUGUGCCUUGUUUCUCUCGUUGAAGUAUCAUCGUCUUCACCCAGAAUAUAUAUACUCGCGAAUCAAACUUCUGGCGGGAAAGUACAACCUCCGGAUCGUCCUCGUGAUGGUCGAUAUUCCGAACCAUGAAGACCCGCUCCGGGAGUUGUCCAAAACCUCCAUCAUCAAUAAUCUCACGCUGAUGCUAUGCUGGUCUGCUCCCGAGGCAGCCCACUAUCUGGAACUCUUCAAGUCCUCCGAGCACGCCCAGCCUACUGCCAUUCGUACCCAACAAGCACAAUCUUACAAAGAGUCGUUAGUGGAGUUCGUGACCACGCCCCGAAGUAUCAACAAGUCAGAUGCAGCGAGUUUGAUCUCUACAUUCGGUAGUCUGCAGAACGCCGUGAACGCCCAGCCGGAGCAAAUCAGCGCUGUGCCUGGCUGGGGCGAAAAGAAAGUUCAGCAGUGGUGCAACGCAGUGCGUGAAGACUUCAGGGUUGAGACUGCCAAGAAGGCGUCUGCCCCAGUCUCCCGAGCGACGACCCAGAAGCCGAGAUCUGUCCGGCAAGAUCAGGUGGCCAUGGCCGAGGAUGAAGAUGAAGCAGUGCUUCGAUCCGUGAUGGAAGAGAGCCGACGAAUGGCUGCUGCGGAAGAAGAGUCCAGAAACUCGUCUCGGCCAACCGAGCAGCUCGAUGAUGGCAUUGCAGCUGCACUGGCAAAGCUUCGAGAAUCUGGCGGUUGA
Penicillium diatomitis is the source of this 984-nucleotide messenger RNA. RefSeq names its product DNA repair protein RAD10. The transcript has a single exon. Gene Ontology annotation, cellular component: ERCC4-ERCC1 complex; nucleus; nucleotide-excision repair factor 1 complex. The coding region runs from base 1 to 984 and encodes 327 amino acids. The record is from RefSeq and is a predicted model, not a curated record. Lineage: Eukaryota; Fungi; Ascomycota; Eurotiomycetes; Eurotiales; Aspergillaceae. Gene Ontology annotation, biological process: mitotic recombination; nucleotide-excision repair; UV-damage excision repair. Gene Ontology annotation, molecular function: single-stranded DNA binding; damaged DNA binding.